Trichoderma harzianum CBS 226.95 is the source of this 522-nucleotide messenger RNA. RefSeq lists its product as hypothetical. Gene Ontology annotation, cellular component: ribosome; cytosolic large ribosomal subunit. The record is from RefSeq and is a predicted model, not a curated record. NCBI's taxonomy places the organism in Eukaryota, Fungi, Ascomycota, Sordariomycetes, Hypocreales, Hypocreaceae. Gene Ontology annotation, molecular function: structural constituent of ribosome; RNA binding. Gene Ontology annotation, biological process: translation. The coding region runs from base 1 to 522 and encodes 173 amino acids. The transcript has 3 exons.
AUGGCCGCCGAAAAGUCCAGCAACCCCAUGCGGGAGCUUAAGAUUCAGAAGCUCGUUCUGAACAUCUCCGUCGGUGAAUCUGGUGACAGACUCACUCGUGCCGCCAAGGUGCUUGAGCAGCUGUCUGGUCAAACCCCCGUCUACAGCAAGGCCCGUUACACCGUCCGUACCUUCGGUAUCCGCCGUAACGAAAAGAUUGCUGUUCACGUUACCGUCCGCGGUCCUAAGGCUGAGGAGAUUCUCGAGCGUGGCCUCAAGGUCAAGGAGUACGAGCUUCGCAAGCGCAACUUCUCCGAGACUGGCAACUUCGGCUUCGGUAUCAGCGAGCACAUCGAUCUUGGUAUCAAGUACGACCCUUCCAUCGGUAUCUACGGCAUGGACUUCUACUGCUGCAUGACCCGCCCCGGUGAGCGUGUCACCCGCCGCCGCCGCAUGAAGAGCAGAAUCGGUGCUUCUCACCGCAUCAAGCGCGAUGAGACCGUCAAGUGGUUCAAGGGCCGCUUCGAUGGCAUUGUCCGAUAA